Molecule: messenger RNA, 282 nt
Organism: Tarenaya hassleriana
Lineage: Eukaryota; Viridiplantae; Streptophyta; Magnoliopsida; Brassicales; Cleomaceae
Exons: 1
Coding region: 1-282 (93 amino acids)
Source: RefSeq, a predicted model, not a curated record
AUGGGAAUCAAGCCCAGUCGUCACUCAAACUCAUCCAACGCAUUUCGCAAUGAUCAUGACCAUGAUCAUGGGGAUCAGAUGGGGAAAAAGACGAUGGGAUGGAGCAGUUUUAGGAUGCCACUUCAUUAUCCGAGGUACAAGAAGAGUGACUACGAGAGGAUGUCCGAAUGGGAAUUGGAUCUGAUCCUUGGAGAGUACGGCUUGCAAGUAAACGGCGAUGUUGAAGAGAAGAGAAAGUUCGCCACCGGAGCUUUUCUCUGGCCCCAACAGAUCGAUUCCUAG